ACGUUAUUGAAAAAUAACAUUGAGUGACUGAGUGGUGCAUGAUAUUAUCUAACUGGAUAAAUCAGUCUUUGUAAUACAGUGCCCGGACAUACAAUGUCUAAAAUAUUUGGCGAAAAGUAUCCAAAGUCUGUUUGGUUCAUUGUACUCAAUGAAUUUUGCGAACGGUUCAACUAUUAUGGAUUAAGAACCGUUUUAAUGCUAUACUUAACGACUGUUUUGAAGUUCAACGGAGAUGAUUCGACGAUCAUAUAUCACAGUUUCGUAUUUCUAGCAUAUUUCAUGCCAUUGCUAGGUGCGAUUAUUGCAGACUCAUAUUGGGGAAAAUUCAAAACAAUUGUGCGACUAUCAAUGGUGUAUGCUGUGGGAAAUGUUGUACUCACUGGUGCUUCAAUGGCAGAUAUGUUUACUCUUGAUGUUCAAAAAAUUAUUGCUCUCCUCGGAUUGUUUCUAAUAUGCGUCGGAACAGGCGGAAUAAAACCAUGCGUUCUCGCCUUCGGCGGUGAUCAGUUUCAAUUGCCCCAACAACAAACUCAAUUUCAGCACUACGUUACGCAUUUCAUGAUCGCCAUUAAUGUCGGCGCUUUAAUAUCGUCGUUCUUAACGCCCGAGCUAAGACACAGCGUACACUGUUUUGGAAGGAACUCGUGCUUUCCUUUGGCGUUCGGAGUACCAGCCGUCCUGAUGUUCACCGCCAUAGCGGUAUUCUUUGCCGGAAAAAAUAUGUACGUGAAGAAGAAGCCGGGACAUAACGUUAUUGUCAGAACGUUUGGUUGCUUGUUUUACGCAUUAAAAACGAAAUUGAAAUCGACUUCAUCUUGUCACCACACCCACUGGCUCGAUCAUGCUAAGACCGCGUACACCGAGGACGAGAUAUCGGACACGAGGGCCGCUUUAAACGCGAUUACCGUGUUCAUAGGGUAUCCGGUGUUUUGGGCGCUAUACGAACAACAGGGUUCGCGGUGGACGUUGCAAGCCAUGCUGAUGAACGGCCGUUUGAACUUUCUGAACUGGACAAUCAAACCCGAUCAGAUGCAAGCCGUAGUUCCACUUUUCGGGCUGUUAUUCCUCUUCCUGUUCGACAUGAUGCUAUACCCGUUGUUGGCGAAGAUUGGCAUCAGAAAACCGUUGCAAAAACUCACGCUGAGCGGUUGUUUAGCAAUCGUAGCGUUCCUUUUCGCAGCUCUACUUCAAAUGAAUAUUUUCGGUAAAAGUACUAUCGUACCACACGGAGAAGGACGUAUCAAUAUUUAUAACGGAUUCGACUGCGAAGUGUACGUACGUUCACCAUCACUUCGCGUAGACCACAUACGCCCACUUGGAUUGGUCAAUGUUACCUCUACUUUAAUAUCCGAUGCAGACGUUGUCGAAAUCGUAUUUCAUUUCGAUCCAGCGUGCACAUUGGUCCCCAGUGAUUUUGAAUUGAAUACUGCUUUGACAGUCAUUAAUGAAAAAGAAGUAUCCUACUACUUGAGCAGCUCAAGUCCAUACACGAUAUCAUUAAAUCGCAUUGGCAAUUAUGACAAUUUAAUGAAAGACAAAUAUGGAAACCCAAGCUUGAGAAUUUUGACCGAUCACUCAUUUGAUUAUGACCGUGACAAUGUUUCAUUAAUCAGUGUAGACGAUGACACUAACUCGAUUAACUCAUACUCCCUUUCUUCGUUUCGAGAAAUGGAUUUUAAUUCAGUGGUGGCUGGAAGGUAUAAUUUAAUCAGCGACGGUAAUACAAUUCUCACGUCCAUCAAUUUAAUGCCGGCUACAUUAUAUACGUUGACUUUACAACGGAAUGGUGAUAAAACGGACAUGAAAUUGUUCACCACGGAUGAAGGCAAUUACAUUCAUAUACUUUGGCAACUACCACAAUAUUUGUGUAUGAUCAUCGCUGAUGUAAUUUUUGUGGUCACUAGUUCUGAAUUUUCGUUUACGGAGGCUCCAGAUGAUAUCAAAUCAUUUAUAUCCGCAUUCGGCUUACUAACUACGGCGAUUGGAAAUUUGAUAGUUGUUAUAAUAUCAGCGUUAUCUAUUAAAAACCAAACAUACGAAUACCUGCUAUAUGCUAGUAUUAUGGGCGUUGACACAUUGUUAUUAGCUUAUUUUAGUGUUGUGUAUCGAGGACGCAAUAUAACAAACGUAAAUGAAACUGCGUCAAAUAAUGAAGACAAGAAAGUAGAAAGUACAGUUUUUUAAUAAACUAUAUUUUUGUAUAUAUUUAAUAAAACGUAAAAUCAUUUGAAAAAACUUAUUCCCAAGUAUUAUUCUUUAAAGAAUUACAUAUUUUUUUAUGAAAAUUAUUGUAUUUUACUUAAAUGUUUAUAUAGUAAACACUGUUGCAUGCUAACUAAUCAAUACAAUUUAUAAUGACAUUUUAUAAAUUA
Molecule: messenger RNA, 2372 nt
Organism: Sipha flava (yellow sugarcane aphid)
Lineage: Eukaryota; Metazoa; Arthropoda; Insecta; Hemiptera; Aphididae
Product: peptide transporter family 1-like
Exons: 15
Coding region: 94-2184 (696 amino acids)
Biological process (GO): oligopeptide transport; transmembrane transport
Cellular component (GO): membrane
Molecular function (GO): dipeptide transmembrane transporter activity
Source: RefSeq, a predicted model, not a curated record